GUAAUUUGAAAGCUAUUCUUUUAUAUUAUCAAACAGCUUUAAAAUGUGAAGCAUAGGAUUGCAUGAAUUUUAUGAGUCCUAGGCAAAUUUGUGAGCAACAGUUGAUCCCAUGCCCCAUAAAUUUGGCAUGAGGGAAUGGGAAGAUAUACAUUCUUACGUAUUUGGGAAAUUAUUUCUUGUGGAACAAACUUUCUAUGGUGAGAUAUAUAUGCCUAAGGUCUAUCUUUAAGAAUAUUCUCAUGCAAAGUUGGAAUAGUUGUUCAUAAGAGAAACGGCAAAUGUCUUUAAUUUUGAAUCUUUAAGAGAGGAAAAUCACUUAGUUAUGUAUGGUUUUGAGUUGUUAAAAUCCUGUCUCAUUUUUAUAUCCUAAAAUCCUGUCUCACUUUUAUAAAAAAAGGGACAUGACUUAUGAAGGUUGCGAAGGGAAAAAUAUGAAGUGGAACACUUACUGGGACAAACGAUUUUUAUUAUAUUUCAAGAAAAAUCUAGAAACCAUAGCUUUGUUUUUGAAUGAACUCUUGGUUAAUAAUUUCAAAUAUCUUUGUAAAACAAGAAUGAGCUUUGAUGCAAAGAUUUUGAUCAGCCCAUUUCCGUAAGUAACCUUUCACCCACUACAGCGUACGAUAUAUCGUCUUCUUCCUCUUAUGAAGCUGGGGAUGAAAUAGCGAGUGUGGAAUCCUUACAAAUUGAUUUCAGCACAAUCAGAGAUGCCACAGACAACUUUUCCGACGCAUUCAAUCUUGGGAAAGGUGGAUUUGGGACAGUUUAUAAGCUGUGAAAAGACUACCAAAGAUGUCUAGACAAGGAGAUCUACAAUUUAAAAAUGAGGUCCUGUUAGUGGCAAAACUCCAACAUCGAAAUUUAGUUAGUCUCCUUGGAUUUUGCUUAGAAGGAGAUGAACGGCUUCUUAUCUAUGAGUUUGUGCCUAAUAAAAGCCUGGAUCGCUACAUAUUUGUACAAUUGCAUUUCUACUUUUUUUGGUUCUUGUAUAUUGUAAUAAAAAUGAUUGCAUUUGGAUUUUAAAUAUUUUUCUUCAUUCCCAAGAGUAAAUUUAAAAAUAUUUCUUGUAUAAUACAAUUUAAUGAAUAUGCAGAUCCAAUGAAACGUGCACAUUUAGAUUGGGAAAAACGCUACAAAAUUAUAAAAGGCAUUGCUCGAGGACUUCUAUACCUUCAUGAAGAUUCUCGACUUCGAAUUAUCCAUCAUGACCUCAAAGUUGGCAAUAUUCUAUUAGAUGCAGAAAUGAAUCCUAAAGUUUCAGACUUUGGCAUGGCAAGGAUGUUUGUAUUGGAUCAAACUGAAGGCAAUACAAAUAGAAUUGUGGGGACCUAUGGAUAUAUGGCUCCAAAGUAUGCAAUGUUUGGACAGUUUUCAGUCAAGUCGGACGUCUUUAGUUUUGGUGUGCUAAUGUUAGAGAUUUUGACUGGCCAAAAAAUUACUCGUUUUCAUAACGAAGAAAACAAUGAAUACCUUCUAAGCUAUGCAUGGAAAGUUUGGAGGGAGGGUAUAGCUUCAAAUAUCAUAGAUCCCAUGUUAAAAGACAGUCCAAUAACUGAAACGCUGAAAUGUAUCAACAUUGGACUAUUAUGUGUUCAAGAAAAUGUAGCUGAAAGACCAGACAUGACUUCAGUUGUUUUCAUGCUUAGUGGCAAUUGUAAUACUCUUCCUAUACCUACACAACCAGCAAAUUUUAUGCUCAGCAAUGAUAUAUCAACCACUUUAAUACAACAGGACAACAGUUCCAGCGGAACCAAGCACGAGGUUUCAAUAACUGAAUUAUAUCCUAGGUAAUGUUUUGUGAAUGGAGCUAUAAGCGAUUUUGUCUAUAAAUUACGCUCACUACUGUAUAUCUGACUAUAUUUAGUGUUCCUGGCAUUAUCUAGAAAACCAUAUACCGUUUGCAUCCUUUUCCGAAUGUAAAUUGUAAACACAGUUUUAC
Quercus robur (English oak) is the source of this 1939-nucleotide messenger RNA. RefSeq names its product cysteine-rich receptor-like protein kinase 10. Gene Ontology annotation, molecular function: protein kinase activity; ATP binding. NCBI's taxonomy places the organism in Eukaryota, Viridiplantae, Streptophyta, Magnoliopsida, Fagales, Fagaceae. Gene Ontology annotation, biological process: protein phosphorylation. The coding region runs from base 1099 to 1791 and encodes 230 amino acids. The record is from RefSeq and is a predicted model, not a curated record. The transcript is spliced from 4 exons.